CCACCACGUUACCUACGUUACUUACCCACCUACCUUCCUGCCUUCCUUCGCCAUCACAAGCCGUUCGUUGGCGACAACCUCGACCACAUCACCAUCCUCUCCCUCUCCUCCCCCUUCCCCCCUCCUCAUGCCAUCCUCCUCUUUCCCAGAGGUCCGACAUUCCUCAACCCGCGAUUCCGAAGCCACGCUGGUUUCCGCCUCUGCGCAUGCCGACAUGACUCUCUCCACCGAGGACUACCCUUCGUCGGGCGCUAGUACCCUUUCCAAGGGCUCCUCACGCGGACCCCAUCCCAGGCGGGCCCAGCAGCAGACGCCGCAACAACAGCUCAGCCAGAUUGAGAAGUCGGUGACCCAUCUCCUUGUCGCGACCAAACAACUUCUCGAGACCCUGACGCUAUGGUCCCGUGGGACUGCCACCGAAAGCGAAGUAUCCGACGUCUACGUGCGCCUGGGCUAUGAGUUCAACAUCGCUUCGCGCGCCUUCAACGCCAUCGGCGUCGAUACACAGGAUCUAGGCAAUGUCCCGGAACUAUUGCGGGGCAUUCUGGAAGAGACUCUGAGCCAGGAAGCUACCCAAGCCAGCCUCGACAACUUCCUCCCGCGUAUUCGCGACAUAAUCAUCAAUCUCCUUCAUGGUUUGAAGAAGAAACAGCAACGCUUGCGACAGCGAACGGGACGCGACGGCUCUCUGAAUGGCGGCAGCCCGAGGCAGGGUAGUAUAGACAGUACCGGCGAGUUGGACCAGCCGCAACAAGCGAGGGCUUCAAGCACGCGGCUUCCAGUUCGUCAAGAAGGAGGUGAAUACCAGCCCGAUGGUCCUGACCUGCCUCCUCGCUCUUCAUCCGUGCCCGGUCGAGCUUCUCCGACCAAGUAUGAUUCGCUUCCAUCGAAUCCUCGCACCAACCGCAACACAGACACAAGUCAGCUAUCGAGUGACUCGUCUCUGUCUAGCAAUACGCUGCAGCAAAUUGCUGUCAUCGCGCCAUACCCAGAUGAGGACCCCAUGCCAAAGUCUCCUGAGCCGAAACAACCAAACUAUCCCAUAGACUUCCCUCCGCCACCACCUCCCCCGAAACAGCAGGAUGCAUUGGCAGCGUUGCAGCGUGGCGGUGAGCUGGAAAGGAGAGCUUCUCGGCGUUUCUCUGCCUAUCAAAUUCAGAAGCACCUGGGAACAAAUGGUAUUCCGCUCCCACCCGUGCAAAACUCGCCUAUACCGAACCGAGGAAGGGACGUCCGCGAAUCCAUGAACGCUGUGCGCGUCAGAGGCUCCACCAUUCACAAUCGAAAUAGGUCGAGACCGGUUCUAGACACUGGGCUUGACAAGCCAAACGACGUAUCCAGGCGUAUAUCCGAAGAAAGCAGUCAGAGCUCUGCGCCAAACAUCAAGCCGCCUCCGGAACCCGCGCCCGACGACAGCCCCACUGCAAAGACGCCAGAAGACAAGCUCGCUGCGCCCAAGUACCCCGAGGGUGACCAGCCUCUCCUUGGUGCAACACUGAAUGGUCCGCUGAGCGACCCUUCUGAGCUCCCAGCAGAUAGUCCCGUCAAGGAACCUCGAAAACCCUCGAGUAUCCCGUCCAGAGUUCAAUCACGCAGGGUGAAGACCCCAUCUCCUCAGCCUGAGCAGUUCAUUCCAGACCAAUCACCCCAGGCAGGCAAAGAGCUAUCCCUGUUUCUGCAGUACAAAAGCAAAAUAAAGAAGUAUGUGUUUUCAGACGGAGCGGAAUUGUCCAUCGGAAGAUUGCAGCUCGCAUUCAUCGAAAAGUUUGCUUGGGACACCCACCGCAACGGCGAGCUUCCUGAAAUUCACAUACAAGAUCCCGUUUCCGGCGUCCGCUAUGAGCUUGAAGACAUCAACGAUAUCAAGGAUCGCUCUGUCCUGGUACUCAAUAUCGAGCAGCUGGAUGAAGUCAAGCAUCACAUCGACGACAAGUUUGGCGGCCUCAGCCGCAUAAUGGAGAGUAUCAAAACUACUGUCGAGGACCAGCAAACAGCCAUUCAGCGUGUUGCGGAACGCCAGCAGCAGGCCGCUAAAGAAAUUGCUGGCAUCGCCGCUGCACCGACACUGUCUUCUGCCCGUGUUUCAACCAUCAUGACACCCCGUUCGCCCGCGCCUACCGGCACCUCCACGGAAUUAAAUAUAUCCUCCGCGGCCCAGCUUAGCGAAGUUCAAGCCCUCCGUCGCGAUCUAGCCGUUGUCAGACAGACUUAUGCUUCGUUUGCUGGAGACAUCGAGGCUAGCAUGUCCACUAUUCGCACCAAAGCUGCGGCUGUCAAGACUCAAGCUGUCAAAACAGCACUCCCCACUCUCGAGGGAGAUUCUGGUCGCGCUUACGUCAACGCCGGCAAGAAAACGCUACAGGAUGAUUCCGAAAAGAUCGUGAACCGAGUCGAUGAUUUGCAAGAUCUUGUCGAAGAUUUGAGAAAGGAUGUUGUGGCUCGUGGCGUCCGCCCUCUGCCACGCCAGCUCGAGACCACCGCCAAAGACCUUUCGACUGCCACAUCUGAACUCAAGAAGCUGCAGGAAUACUUGGCCAAGGAGAAGCCGCUGUGGACGAAGAUUUGGGAACAGGAGUUACAGAUGGUCUGCGAAGAGAGGGAUCUGCUCACUAUGCAAGAAGAACUCGCGGCCGAUCUGCAAGAUGACCUUGAAAAGGCUGCCGAAACCCUCGAGCUUGUGGAACAAGCCACGAAACAGCAAAACCUCCAGACCGAAAAGGAGCAAACCACUGGCAUGCGCUCGGCUUCCGGACGCAACAUGCUACAUGCAGCGAACUAUGACAAGGCCGUUGAUCCACGCCAAGCUCGUGACGGCGUUCUAGGUGAAGUUAAGGCGCUUCAGCCCAAUCACGAGAGCCGACUGGAAGCAAUCGAACGCGCGGAGAAAGCCCGUCAGCGCGAGCUCGAGAACCGUCGGGAGGGUGAAUUCAAGAAGGAGUUGGGCAGUUUUGUCGAGGAAGGAAAGCUCAAGAAGACGGGUGGAGUCGAGGAGGCGGAACGCUUGCGUAAAGCCAAAGAUGAGCGUGCUCGCAAAGAGAAUCAUGACAGGAUGGCCGCCCGUGCUAGAGCUAGAGCAGAGAAGGAAGCCGCCGCCGCUGCGGGAGUUGCAGUCGAGACCACCGACGAAAACAAGGAUGGAGCUCCGACUGGCGAGGCGGCACAAGAAGCAACGGAAGAGCAGGCUGCAACACCAGAAGGUGCUACCGGUCCUGCAUAA
Molecule: messenger RNA, 3217 nt
Organism: Periconia digitata
Lineage: Eukaryota; Fungi; Ascomycota; Dothideomycetes; Pleosporales; Periconiaceae
Source: the annotation of a GenBank genome assembly